UUGAGUUUUAAAAUUGCAGCUAUACUGAAGGCGCAUCUGCAUGGACGCGGUGUGUCUCUGGUGUCUGCCCGCCUGUUGUCAACUACAGGAGCGCUUACUUACUUACUCAACCGCUUUCCCUUCCUUCGGUAGACAUGGCCUCAAUAAAAGAGAGAGCCGCGGCGCUGAACCUUGCAGAAAAGUUGUGUGUGCGUCCUCAAGCACAUGGAGUGGCGAGUAAGCCAGUGCAGUCUUCAUCCAUGUGGAGUGGCCUCAUCUCCCACCUCAGGUCCUCUGUGAAAGUGAAGCGUCGACGGGUCCACCUCAAGUCUCACAGCGACUGCUUCCUGGGCUCAGAGGCUGUUGAUGUGGUGGCAGGACACAUAAAUCAUGUCAAAGGCUUUGAAGGUGCCAGCGUGUCACGGGACAAAGUGGUGUGUGUGUGCCAGGCUCUGUUGGACUGCAAUGUGUUUGAGGCAGUGGGAACCAGCGUAUUUGGCAAAGAAAAGAAGCAGGAUGCGUUUCAGGACAGCAAGAGUGCUCUUUACAGGUUUGUAGGCGUGUGUACUCCUUCGAUCGAUGAGUUGGAAAGUGGUGCGCUUGUGAAUGGGAUCCAAAAACUCUUCUGCGGUGCUCCUACACACAGCCAGGAAGAGCAGACAUGUCCCACUGGGUCACAUGUUCAGAUGUCCUACCCUGUCAGAUUUACUCAGACACCCAUAAAGGCCAACCAGCUGGACACUGCUGCCCCUGCCAGCCUGUCAGUGGAGCCUCUGGUGGACAGUCUGUCUCUGAGUCCCAGCAGAGUGCAGUCUGACACUGCUUUACCACAAUCAUUGGUAGACGAAGUGUGGCAGGAGCAGACUCUGCUCAGGCUCUUAAACCUGGUGGAGCUCCCCCUGCUGGAAGGGGUGCUUCAGUGCAGCCAGACCCCAUCCUCUUCUCCUCCAUCAAACCUGCUGGCUCACAGUAACCCAGACCUGAUCUACAGCAGCAACCACCUGGACAGGCAGAUCCUCAAGGCCUUCAGGGACUCUCAGGAAGAUGAGUGGCUCUGUGCAGCUCUGGACUGUCUGGACUUCCUCCCUGAUCAGCCAGUGGUGGAGCUGAGCAGGGAGCUGCCUCAGUGUGCCCUGCGAGAUCAGGACAGCUGUGAGCAAGUGCCAGCUGCUAGCAGUACACAGGAUGGAGGCCAGUGCAACAGUGACGUGCAGCCUCGUCUCUCCCAGAGUGGUUUGUCCCAGUGUAAGCUGCGGCUGUACGGGACCCUGGUGAAGCACUACAGCCACACAGACAGGCCUCCCCUGCUGCCCCAGCACAUGACCGACAUCUACACUGCCAUCACUGACCUGCUGGUGAAUGCUAAGUUGGGCACGGCUCUUGAGGCUCUGCAGCUGUGUCUGAAGCUGUUGCCUCCUGCCUGCAGAGACGAGCUGCGCAGGCUGCUGACAUUCAUGGCUGUGGCAGGUGACCCGCAGAGGAUAAGAUUGGACAAGGAGAUGGAGAACAGACUGGCUGUGAAGAAGUCCUUCUCUAGAGCAAUCCUCCACAACAAGACUCUGUCAAAGGAGAAAGAGGACCUUAUGGUGGUCUUCAUGCUCAGCAACAUGAAGGAAAUUUUUAAGAUACCAGGGGCUCUGCACAAAGGAGUGAGUGACAAGCUGGCCAGCCUCGUACAGGGGAAGCACCCCGAUGUGACUGGCUCCACGUUCUGUCAGCAGGUCUCCAGCAGGACUUACACUGACUCUACAAAGAAGACCACCAACCAGGAACUGUGGAUUCUGCUAAACAGCAUCCACCUGGACAACAAGAUCUCUGCCAAGGAGAGAAAGCGCCUACUCAGACAGUUCUACCAAGCCCACCCAGAGAUAUUUAACCAGUAUUUUGGUGAAUCUGCUGCUGGUAUGCUGUAGAUUUGUGAAGACAAUGACAUAGGCACAAAGCCUCUCUGUUGUCUUCUUCAGUCAGUUUCACCAGUAGCUACUUUUUGCAUCAGUUGGUCUAUUCUUGGCUGUGUUUUUCAAUACAUAUGAAUUCAUUACUUAGAAUAUAUUUAUCAUUUUUUAUUUUCUGCAUAUGUGAGUCAGAUCUCCACAUGGAUCAAAUUUAUGUAACUUUGAAGGCAACAUUGCUAAAACAAAUGGUAAUUUGAAUCCAGCUCACUUGAAUCACAACUAAAUUUAAUUUGAAUUGGACAUGAAUCUUUAGAUAGACAAUUCCAAAAAUACCCUUGUAGAUAUAAACUUUUGGAACAUUUGCGAACUACACACGAUUUAUUAAACAUGAUGAAAUAUGAUUUAUUAAACUAAUUAAUUUGAAAAUACAUUACAAAAUCUCCAAAUAGGUUUACUGAUAAUUUUAUCAGCUUGGUCUUCACAAGGGUUCAGAAACCUUAAUAGCUUAAUCAAUGGCACACUACCAGUAAGUUUGCAGGAGAGGUUUUUUGUGUGGAAAUGUUGAGGUGCCAUAUUAUCAGCAGGCCAGAUCUCGUAUAUGAUUACAAUGUCCUGAUUAUGAGAGAAAUGUUUUGUUUAAAUGUUGCUAUGCAUGUUGCCUAUAUGGAUGGAAUAAAAUUACAGAUCCAC
Molecule: messenger RNA, 2564 nt
Organism: Morone saxatilis (striped sea-bass)
Lineage: Eukaryota; Metazoa; Chordata; Actinopteri; Moronidae
Product: DEP domain-containing protein 7-like
Exons: 11
Coding region: 135-1892 (585 amino acids)
Biological process (GO): intracellular signal transduction
Source: RefSeq, a predicted model, not a curated record